GUAUCAUACACGCAUUUGCCACGAUCGCUGUUCAAAUACAGCACGGGAAAUGGCUCUGUGAAGACCUGCAAUUAUCUGAUUAUUGCGGUACAUAUUGCCCUCUGCCCCUCGGCAGGUGUGAUCGAGUGUCGGUGCUUGUCGGACACCACCGUGCUUAUCAAUCAGGAUCUCGCCUCAGCCCGCCAUUGUACGGUGUCUUGCCGUCGCGAUUAUGGAAGACAACGCUGAACUAGAGUCGUUUCGACGGCAGUGGCGGGAGGAAGUCGCACGUCGGACGAAGCAUACUAAGCCUAACAUACCACGGCCUAAACCUACCACAAGCUCAUCUUCUAGUGUACGACCGAGUCAGUUCCCGCCAACUCGCCACGAGGCAUCGCUACGCAAAGAGGAUGAUCAGGAAGGGUCAACAUCAUUCGGUAGCACUGAAAUCGUCCAAGGUGUCAGAAAUCUAAGUAUAGCCAAUGAUGAGGAUGUUUUCCACUCACGAGAAUCACGAAAGGAGCCUAAAUCAGCUCUAGAGCACUUUGAACGAGCGGUUGAGAGGGAGGCCGAGGGGAAGUUGGGGGAUAGUCUACAACACUACCGCAAAGCAUACAAGUUGGAUUCAGCUGUCGACAAGACUUACCGUGACAAGCAUUUUGCCUGGGCUUGGAAAAAGCCAGCGCAAGCCCCAGCUUCUGCAGCGAACAUACCCUCAAAAGAUCAACAAACUCAAGGUGAAUCUGAAGUUUUACCGACACCUGAGCUUAUUGCAUCUUUUGCCCACCUGCCCAUUGCUCGACCAGAGCCUCUCUUCGAGGGUGACCCCGCACCCCCAUGCCCCAUCGCCCACGUUCCAUCGGAGGUGAUAGUCGAGAUUUUGAGGCAUGUGGCAUUGAUGGACCCUGCGGCAUUCUCCCGGAUGUCACUGGUCUGCAAACGAUUUGCAUGGCAUUUUGCCCACGAACAGCACAUUUGGAAACGACUUUGCCAGGGCUCUGGAUUUGGCUUCAAGUCUAUGCAUUAUGCUUUUGAUUGCGACCUUCAAGGUAACCCAGAACACACACUAACUCCUCAUUCUCGCUAUACCCCAUUUCCUAGUGGCACUGCUGUGCAGGUUCCCAAACCGCUCUCGUCAUGGAGUGACGUCUUUCGCAUGUUCCCUCGUAUUCGAUUUACAGGAAUCUAUAUUAGCACAGUCAACUAUACUCGCGCCGGUGCUGCCUCAUUUUACCAAAAUGUAACGUGGAACUCCCCGAUCCACAUAGUAACGUACUUUCGAUACCUACGAUUUUACCCAGACGGCACAGUUAUCGCCUUACUCACCACCGUGGAACCUCUGGACCUGGUUCCACAUAUUAGCAUGGAAAACCUUUUAGAAGCUCGGGCAUCUCACAAGCACCAUCGACGUCAGCCUUUGGACGCAGGUAAGACUGUGGCAGGAGCUUCGGAACCAAUUCCUGCGGCCGCAAUGGGAGCCUUAAAAGACGCUCGCCGGGGUCGUUGGCGCUUGGCCAAUCCUUUUCCAGCCUCCGAGAGUGGCGCGCAGGCAGAGACUGGCCUCCCUCCCGUACAUGGUGGAAAAGACCUGUCGGCCGACGCCUUUGAUCCCAGAGACGUCAUUAUCGAGACGGAAAGUGUAAGCAAGUCGAGCAUCAAUGUUCUUCACAUGUCACUGCGGCCAUCUGCGGCGCAUAAGUCUACCAAUUCGUCAAAGAACACAAAAAUGAUAUGGAAGGGCUAUUGGAGCCGCAACAAACUCACUGAUGAAUGGUCCGACUAUGGUCUUCGCCAUGACCGCGGAUUCGUCUUCCGACGUGUUCGUGGAUGGGGUAUGAGCUAAUGAAUCAUGGGAUUUUACUCUGGCGCUUUCUAGAUGGCAAUGUAUAGACGACGGGAAAACAUCUAGCAGAUUCUUGGGUACAUAAAUCAUGACAUGGGAAAAACGAAGUCUGUGACUUUAUAUACUAGAUAUAUAAUAUAUACGAUGGCAAUGCAAAAACCAAG
Molecule: messenger RNA, 1986 nt
Organism: Aspergillus caelatus
Lineage: Eukaryota; Fungi; Ascomycota; Eurotiomycetes; Eurotiales; Aspergillaceae
Product: putative F-box protein (Pof7)
Exons: 2
Biological process (GO): SCF-dependent proteasomal ubiquitin-dependent protein catabolic process
Cellular component (GO): SCF ubiquitin ligase complex
Molecular function (GO): protein binding
Source: RefSeq, a predicted model, not a curated record